AGUUGUAUUUGUAGUCAAGAAGAAUGAACAUGUACUUCGUUUAUUGAUGAUAAUGAUGAUUAAUUGUGACAGAUAUAAAGCAGUUAUUAAUGAUUAGUAAAGCAAAAUCUUCUCUGUGAAAACGAAAAUAUUGAAUAUAGCUAACUACUUUUGAAAAGUUUGUAGUGUAUAGUGUCAAUACAUUAAAUCUAAAGUAAAAUCUGUGAUAAGAUUGAGAUUGCGGUAGAGAGUUGAAUACGAGUUUGGUAUAAUAAUCUUGGACGAAAAUAUGACCAACAAGUACGAUGCAUUAAAGCCAUAUGCUAGUGAUAGCGAUGACAGUGGUGAUGAGGGAAGCGAUUUCGAUGUUGAUAAGCUGGAACCCUUGGAUGUUGGCCCAGGAGAACACAAGUUGCAAUACACCUACUGCCUAUGGUUUGGAAAGAAAGGCUCACAUCGAGCUGCGGAAUAUGGGAAAUCGCUUCAUUUUGUUGGCCGCUGCGCCAGUGUUGAACAGUGGUGGACUCUCUAUUGUCAUCUUAUAAAACCGACUGGUCUGAAUCCCUUUAGAAGAUUGCAUCUCUUCAAGAGUGGUAUAAAGCCCAUGUGGGAAGAUCCUGGAAAUGUACGAGGUGGAAAGUGGGUUAUCCGCUUAAAGAAAAAUAAAAUUGAUCGUGCUUGGGAAAACGUAUGCAUGGCAAUGCUUGGGGAACAAUUUCUCGUUGGACCUGAAAUAUGCGGAGUAGUGCUUUCCACUCAGUUCCCGGAGGACCUGUUAUCCAUUUGGAAUCGAACAGCUACUGAUACCACAAGCACAAAUCGUAUCCGUGACACAUUAAGACGGAUUCUAAAUCUACCUCCUUCGACACACAUGGAAUACAAACCACACUGCGACAGUCUCAAGUAUCUUUGAAAUUAACUUUUCUUUUCAAAAGUUACGGCGCUUAUAAAAAUAAAUUGCUAGUUUCGAAAACUAGAAAACAGUUCAAAA
This is a messenger RNA of Malaya genurostris, 970 nucleotides long. RefSeq names its product eukaryotic translation initiation factor 4E type 2 (gene eIF4EHP). Gene Ontology annotation, cellular component: eukaryotic translation initiation factor 4F complex. Gene Ontology annotation, molecular function: RNA 7-methylguanosine cap binding; translation initiation factor activity. Bases 269 to 892 code for a protein of 207 amino acids. The record is from RefSeq and is a predicted model, not a curated record. Lineage: Eukaryota; Metazoa; Arthropoda; Insecta; Diptera; Culicidae. Gene Ontology annotation, biological process: translational initiation. The transcript has 4 exons.